Scedosporium apiospermum is the source of this 2460-nucleotide messenger RNA. RefSeq lists its product as uncharacterized. The transcript is spliced from 4 exons. Bases 1 to 2460 code for a protein of 819 amino acids. The record is from RefSeq and is a predicted model, not a curated record. Lineage: Eukaryota; Fungi; Ascomycota; Sordariomycetes; Microascales; Microascaceae.
AUGCCUAAAUCUUACACUAUCAAAGACCUCCUUCGGUUGAGGACUGACGGUGUUGUCACCGUAACUCCAGCCGAAAUGAAGAGGAUCUGUGACAAAGCAGGCGCAGGAGAGAUUUCCGUUUCAAAUGCGAACAAGAAGUCCGGUCACGGUGAGAGGGGCCGAGAGCGUCGUCGGACACUCACGCAGAAAACCUCAUCAAGCGAUUCUAGGGAUGUUGUCGUGACCCUCCCAGAAGCUAGUGAAUGGCAUUACCGCGGAAGAACCGGCCCCGAAGCCGCCGCAACGCAACCUAUUCCAGCGCCUACCGGCCUUGGGGCCCAAAAGGAUGAGGGUUUCCAGAGGUUCUAUAAAGCUGUUGUUUCGCCCACUCAUGUGCGGGUUACUGCUGGUGGAAGGAUUGUCCCCAACACUAGGGGGGCUCAAUCCCCAAACCAGAAGAAUGAGAGCCCCGCUGAACAGCAACCGAACAACCACGUGGAAACCCAGCCGGCUCAGGAGCAGGCACCUGCAGGAGCUUCUGUUCCGUUGCCUAUCGGGUAUCCUGCGCCUUGGCCGGGCUAUCCUGCGGGCCUAUUCGGCCCGCAACAGUUCCCAUUUCCUCAUAUCCCUAUGGGAUUUAACUUUGCCAGCGGCCUCGCAAUCCCUCAAGCGGUUGGUCGAAACGGAUAUGGGCAAGUCGACCCGGUCACCCCCCAGGUGGCCUCCCAUGGCCAGGGUUUAGAUGGGGCAGGAGGUGUUAGAAUGCCGCCCACAGGUCAGUUCGAUGCCUCUCGGCCAUGUUUCCUUAAUGGCCAGUGGAUGCUCCCGCUUGGUACCUCGCCGUAUCCGUACGCACUCCAUCCCCUUAUGGCAUCACCUGGAUAUAUGGGAGGGCAAUACGCUGGCUCUAUAUUGGGCCAGGCACAGAUACACGCCCAAAUGCCAGCCGGGAGCGCACCAUAUCCCAACUUUGAUGCGCAAGGAACCCAGAAUGCGGGGAUCCACCGUCCUACACCGCUUGGAGCACCGACGACGCCUCCUAUUUCAUCAAUCCGUCCGAGCCAGAUCACAAGGUCUCACAUCGAGUCUCUUAAACAGAAUCUGAAGCGAGUGGAGGAUCAACUUCAGUACAAUGUCCACCAGAUCGACGUAAAGCAUAUGGAGGGCCUUGCCAGGGAAAUCCGUCACUCCAUCAAGGCCUUGGAGGAUGCUCUACCAAGGCAGCUGGAGUUCGAAGAAUUGCAUUAUCCUAAACUGGAGAAGCAAGAGCCGAGACUCAACGGUAUACCCUUUGGCUCAGUAGGCCUACAGGCCACAACUGGGGGCAGCUCAACGAUCAAAGAGAACGGCGUUCCGAGCCAAGUUACUGGAAAGCCUAGCAAGGCGGUACGGGGAAUAUUUUCUGGCGACAACAACACCUUCCAAAGAUCCGUGAGUUCGGAUAGCGACCAGUCUAGGCAGUUUUCUGGUUUGCCAAUGACGGCUGCUGCUGCAACCCCUUUCCAGCCUUCGGUGCAACCUUCGAACCACGGGCUAGGAUCAAGCUCCGAGGAUGGUUACAAGGAGUCUAGGGAGGCAGCUCGAAAGAGGCUCAUGUCUUUGGGAGGUAAUAGCUUCCGCGAAAUGGCAAUAAACUUGACGACGAAGGAGCAUGGCACUCCUGUCCGUGGCAAGGCGAAUGCCCAUCAGAAUGGUUUCGUCGGAGCAACCAACAACCCAAAAUUGUCCAUUCAACAGUCUUCCCAGCAACGCCCGUAUCUGGUUGGCAGUCUUCCUCCGGGUUCCAAUUCGAAGGAUGCCGCACAUGGAAAUUUCAUAUAUCCUCGUGAGCUUACGGCCGAGGAGAUCAGAGCUCGGCAUUUAUACUGGGGCCAGGCUCCCCGUUCAGCAAUGAAGGGCUUGCCAAAAUUCGACGGCAAAGACUUCUACCCUCCGUCCCCAUCGAAGGUGCGAGAAGAUGUUGUGUUGGGAGCCCUGGGAACCAUCGAUUCAUCCCAGACCGCCACCGAUCCUUUCUCGUCAACAGAUUCUCGGAAGACCGAAGGACCCACCAUCGCCACGAGCUGCUCCGAAUCUGAAGAUUUGGUAAACGGACAUUCCAAGAAAAAAAAGGAUGGAAGCAAUGGUUUCGAGCAACCGAAGAUCGUUCGAGUUCGCCGUCAGGAGGAGCCUUCGAGCGGCCGGAAAGGAAAUGACCUGUUGCAAAGCAUGCUGAAGAAAGGAAGUCCCAGCAGCAAUGCGCUGCCCGGAGAAAUCACGUCGACUACGGCUCACGGUCUUCUCCCUCAAUACGGAGGACACGCUGCGGCUUCCUUGACGCCUACGAUUGCCAACACGGCGUCUUCCAGGGGGUCCACAUCCAAGGGCAGCGAGCAUGAAGAUAAAACCGGAGCCACGGGUUCAUUGGCAGACAAGCGGGGUGAGAAUCGGCCACCCGUCGAUGACACAUUGGGAGAGCCGGUGCGCCACUUGCGAAUAUGA